AUGGAAAUGAUCUUCAUAAUUUUUUACAUGCUCUUUAAUCUUGGAUUAACCUCUUACAUCGUUGGUAACAUGACAAAUUUGGUGGUUAAAGGCACUCGUCGUACCAUGGAAUUUAGAAAUAGCAUUGAAGCUGCCUCAGAUUUUGUGCGCCAAAAUCGGUUGCCUCCAACUUUGAAAGACCAGAUAUUAGCUUAUAUGUGUUUGAGAUUUAAGGCUGAGAACUUGAAUCAGCAACAACUGAUUGAACAGCUACCAAAAUCUCUAUGCACAAACAUCCGCCAGCAUUUGUUUUUGCCCACGGUUGAGAAGGUUUAUCUCUUUAAGGGUGUCUCUAUGGAAAUUCUCUUGCUCCUGGUUGCAGACAUGAAGGCUGAGUAUAUACCACCUAGAGAGGAUGUAAUACUGCAAAAUGAAGCACCCGAUGAUAUUUACAUCAUUGUAUCAGGAGAAUUGGAGAUGAUUGAAGGAGAAAUGGGGAAAGAGAGAGUCAUUUGGAGUUUAAAAUCUGGGGACAUGUUUGGAGAAGUUGCUGAUGACCCAAACAUGUCUAUCAACUUGCUUACUGUUGCCAGUACAGGCAAUGCUGCUUUUCUUGAUGAGCUUCUAAAGGCAAAGUUGGACCCUGACAUUGGAGACUCCAAAGGAAGGACCCCAUUGCACAUUGCAGCAUCAAAAGGGCAUGAAGAAUGUGUGUCAGUGCUCCUCAAGCAUGCCUGUAACAUUCACCUGCAAGCAGAUGUAGAUGGUAAUACUGCCAUGUGGGAUGCUAUAGCAGCAAAGUACCACUCCAUAUUUCGGAUGUUGUAUCAUUAUGCUUCUAUCUCUGAUCCCUACACUGCCGGUGACCUUUUAUGUACAGCUGCAAAGAGAAAUGAUUUGAAGCUUCUUGUGAUCAAUGGAGCCGAUGUAAAUUACACAACUGAUGGCAAACUUCCUUCAGUAAACUUGGAUGAAAUGCUACAAAAACGAGAGGUCGGACACUGGAUAACAAUGCCUGAUACCACACUGGAUCAAGUGGCUUUUAGGAGGCACAAAGAAGAGCAGGAGUACUGCAAUGUGGGAAGAUCAAAGAGACCAUGUUCUUCAAGGGUUAGCAUAUAUAGAGGCCACCCUUUGGUCAGGAGAGAAACUUGUUACACAGAAGCUGGGAGGCUGAUUAGGUUACCAAAUUCACCAGUGGAGCUCAAGAGCAUUGCAGGUACAGUUUAA
Ilex paraguariensis (yerba mate) is the source of this 1209-nucleotide messenger RNA. NCBI's taxonomy places the organism in Eukaryota, Viridiplantae, Streptophyta, Magnoliopsida, Aquifoliales, Aquifoliaceae. The record is from the annotation of a GenBank genome assembly.